This is a messenger RNA of Toxotes jaculatrix (banded archerfish), 1306 nucleotides long. RefSeq names its product dCTP pyrophosphatase 1 (gene dctpp1). Bases 97 to 621 code for a protein of 174 amino acids. Lineage: Eukaryota; Metazoa; Chordata; Actinopteri; Toxotidae. Gene Ontology annotation, biological process: nucleoside triphosphate catabolic process. The transcript has a single exon. The record is from RefSeq and is a predicted model, not a curated record. Gene Ontology annotation, molecular function: nucleoside triphosphate diphosphatase activity.
GACUUCUCCUCAUGGUAGUGGAAGAGCAGGUUGUUGACAAUCUUUAAAAAGUUGGGGUUUUUUUUUACGCGACACCCUUGAUAAAAUUCACACAACAUGAUGGCCACAAACGGAAAGGAUGCCUGUGGAUUAAAAAACGAUGUGUCGUCAGUUUCUUCAAACGGCCCAGCUGUCGCGAACGGAGAAGCCACGGAGGCAUCAACCCGCUCCAAGUUGCAGAAUGGAGGCACAGUACGGCCGGAGAGGUUUGCCUUCAGCCCGGAGCCCACCAUUGAGGAUAUUCGGCGGAUGCAAGCGGAGUUCACGGACGAGCGGGACUGGAACCAGUUCCACCAGCCCCGCAACCUGCUUCUGGCCAUGGUCGGGGAGGUGGGCGAGGUGGCGGAGCUCUUCCAGUGGCGCGGGGAGGUUGCCGAGGGCCUGCCGGACUGGACCGACUCGGAGCGGGAGCAGCUGGCACAGGAACUCAGCGACGUGUUGAUCUACCUGGUGGAACUCGCCGAGAAGUGUCGCGUCGACCUUCCCCAAGCGGUGCUCCGUAAAAUGGCCCUAAACCGACUGAAAUACCCCGCAAGCAAGGUACACGGGUCGGCCAAAAAGUACACAGAAUACAAGGACUGAGUUUGGGUGUUAAGAGACAUGUCACUCAACGUGAUUGCUGGAGCUGCUGUUCACUUCAGUGACUGUAUGCUGCAGUUUAACCGUGCCCCACUGACGCUGAACAUUUUAUCGUUUGGCUCAAAUAGCUUUUUUUCUGGGUUGACUUGUUACACAACUGUAGAAAUGCUCUUAACUUUAGUGAAUUUUCUGUGAUGCACAGUUGUUAGCCUAGGUUGCUGCAUAUGCAAAGCCACAUACAGCAGGCAAGGCACUUCAGGAAUACCCAGUCUUUUAUUGAGCUUAACGUUUAAAUCCUGUUUUUAGUUUCAUCAUUGAUGUGCAUGAGUCAAUUUGAGACAUUGCAUACUGCUUUUUUUUAAGAGACGAUAUUACUGUUGUGCAGUGCCUUUGGGAAGUAUUAGGAAGAAGAUAUUUCUCACUGAACAUUUUAGAUGUUAUUAAGUUUGGUUCCAGUAGAGGAGUGUUACAGAGUGGAUUAGAAAGUUGGUGGAACUGAAGCAGAUGAUUAUUUUCCUGACCAUCCCUGACAUGGAAAAAAGACCAGUAAAAAGGAAAAGAGUAAUUGUGAAUUGUGUUACUGUUGAUUUAUUUUACAUUCCCAUCAGGGUUGCACGUCCCAUCUUCUUUCUUAUUCACAUUACAACUAUCAGUUUUUCUAGUGAAAGUAAAAGUUGCUUUUAUUCUG